Abrus precatorius (Indian licorice) is the source of this 2940-nucleotide messenger RNA. Its product is annotated as BTB/POZ domain-containing protein At1g63850-like. Gene Ontology annotation, molecular function: protein binding. Lineage: Eukaryota; Viridiplantae; Streptophyta; Magnoliopsida; Fabales; Fabaceae. The transcript is spliced from 2 exons. The record is from RefSeq and is a predicted model, not a curated record. The coding region runs from base 300 to 2123 and encodes 607 amino acids.
AAGCUUCAAUUCAUUGACGAUUCCUCAACAAAAACCCCCAAAAACUCAAAGUAUCAUCCAGUUGUCAAAAAAAAAAAAAAAAAAGAAGCAGCAAAUAUAUUAGCCAUUUCUCUUUCAGCUAUUAAUGCCUCUCUUGGCAGUUUCCAUGUCUUUUUAAUCCUACUCACACCUCGAUUCCACCGCCAUUUAUUAAUUCCAGCGUCACUCGUUCACACACUCUCUCUCUCCUGUGCUCCUGCGAAGCGCUAAAGGACAACAACCACCACAAAACAUUGGAACAACACCAACACCAACGUUUGAUGGCAGCGACAACUACAACAACUUUCCUCAAAGUUCAAAACCAGCCCACAAAGCCCAAACGACGCAAGUAUCGCGAAACUACCAUCUCCGCUUCUGCUUCUCCAAACGACACGCACACCACCCCACGCCGCACUCACGAUUUCCCUUUAUGCGCGACCCGGAACCCGGAACCCGAACCCGACACAGCAUUACCCGAUUCUCCCUCAACUUACAAGAUUCGGUUCUCUCCCGGUGGCUUUUCCCCAAUCAUGGACUUCACCCACGGUUCCCCUAUUGCCACCGUAAACGGGCAUUCGGGUCAUGACCCGUUUCCUUCAAGCUUCUCAAAGUUCAACUCUGCACUCACCGCGGGCCUCCUUAACCCAAUGUCGCCUCCACCCGAUAAGGCCCGAUCGAGCCCAACGCUUUUCGAAAUGAUGGCUAGUGAACCCGAUAUUCAGCAGAGACCCACCCAAAUGGUACCCAACAAUGUUGCUGCUUCGUCGGUGCAGAAACCCCAAAUUCAGGUGCUGGAUCGCCAAACCCUAAUGAUGCAGCGGAUUUCGGAGUUGUUGGGGUCUCGUAGCCCUGGGAACCAGUUCAACGACGCCGUUUCCAGUGAUAUUAAGCUAACGCUUAGUUCCAAGGAUGGGAUUAGUGUCUCCAUGAACGUGCAUCGCCAAAUCCUCGUUGCUCAUAGUAGGUUCUUUGCAGUGAAGCUCUCUGAUCGGUGGACCAAGCAGCAGCAACAGCGCUCGCCGUUGCCCUACGAGGUUGAAAUCGCCGAUUGCGAUGAUGUUGAGGUUUAUAUUGAGACUUUGAGGUUGAUGUAUUGUAAGGAUCUUAGGAAGAGGUUGAUGAAGGAGGACGUGUCCAGAGUUCUGGGUAUCUUAAAGGUUUCGGCUGCAAUUGGAUUUGAUGCUGGCGUUUUGUCUUGUCUGGAGUACUUGGAAGCAGCCCCAUGGGCAGAGGAUGAAGAAGAGAAGGUGGCCUCACUCCUGUCUGAGCUUCAUCUUGAAGCAGUUGGUGCUGGGGAAGUUUUGAAGAGGGUUUCGACUGAUGUUGCCAAUGGAAAUGGAAAUGAAGAGGGGAAUGAUAAUGAGGAAGUUCUUCUUAAACUUAUUCGUGUGGUUCUUGAAGGUAAAGAUGAGAAGGCCAGGCGCGAGAUGAAAGGGUUAGUGUCAAAGAUGCUCCGUGAGAAUUCUUCUCAGAAUGAUCUUCGGAAGGAGUCAUUGUACUUAGCAUGUGAUGAUUGUCUGCAGUUACUUCGUCGUCACUUUUUGCAGGCUGCUGCUUCGGAGCUGCAGGAUGUGAGUCAAAUUGCACGACAAGCAGAUAAUUUGCAUUGGAUUUUGGAUAUUUUAAUUGACAGACAGAUUGCUGAGGAUUUCCUGAAAACAUGGGCAUCUCAAUCAGAUUUAGCUGAAGCUCAUCCAAAAGUGCCAGCAGUUCACAGGUUUGAGGUUAGCAGAGUAACAGCAAGGCUGUUUGUUGGGAUUGGGAAAGGACAAUUACUGGCUUCUAAAGAUGUUAGGUGUUUACUUCUGAAAACAUGGCUGGUGCCCUUUUAUGAUGACUUUGGUUGGAUGAGGAGGGCAACCAAGGGCCUUGAUAGGCACCUAAUUGAGGAUGGUCUUAGUAACACAAUUCUCACUCUGCCACUCUCCUGGCAACAGGAAAUUUUGCUUGCUUGGUUUAAUCGUUUCUUGAAUUCUGGUGAAGAUUGCCCAAAUAUUCAAAGAGGGUUUGAAGUUUGGUGGAGAAGGGCGUUCUGGAAGAGGAAUGGAGAGCAAGAACGGACAAGACCAUUACGAAUUACAACCACAUCAGUUGAGAACCCUUGAACACAGAUUGUUCCAGUGUGGAGGAAUUGGCAGCAAUUUAUUGGGUGUGUCACUUUUUAACCUUCUCAUGAUCAUCUCUAUUUAAUUCCUCUGUGAUUAUCAGUAUUUUAAUCUUCUCUUAGACCUUGGUAGUUGACUUGGAAAGUCAGUUGUGUGAAAUGUGUUAGUUAGACUUAGUGUCUUCAUACUUUGCCCCAAAGAAGAAAACAAUUUUUAUUUUCACCUACUAUUUUCUUGGAAAUAAGCAGAGAGAAAUUGGUUUAUUAGUUUGACUGGAUACCUGGAACCAUUUUCCUUUUCUCACUUUCUGUUGUAUGAUUUAUACCUAGGUUGGUCAUAAUUUUGCUCUCUCUCGUUAGUUGAAUGGUUGGCAUUCUCAAAGUAGAACUGAUAGAAGUAAUCAUGUGAUACCUAAGACAAAAUCACCUGUUAUUUUAUCAAUGAGAGUACCCCAUCUUUCUCGUGAGUCAUGUCAUCCAUGUAGUGGCAAGAUGUCUUUAGUUUUGUAUGUAAUAUUUUUAGGUUCCAAACUAUCAGUAUUUUAAUUUUCUGUCAAACCCUGGUAGUUGACCUGGAAAGUCAAUUGUGCAAACUAUGUUCGUCAGACCUAGUAUCUUCAUACUUUGCCUGGAAGAAUGUAACACUUUUCACCUCUUAUUUUGUUGUAAAUAACCGGAGAAAUUGGUUCAUUAGUUGAUGCGGUGCUUGGAAACCAUUUUCCUUUUCUCACUUCAUAUCUGUUUCAUGAUUUAUAGCUAGGUUGAUCAUAAUUUUCCUCUCUCUUGUUAGUUGAAUGAUGUCAUUCUCCAAGUAAGAA